CAUGCUUCUUUCUCACUUAACCCUAGCUAGCUAAAACAAGAAAACCUAGUUUUCUCUUCAUCUCGUCUGUUUUACUCUGAUCACCUGUACGUACUUUUUUUAUGGUAUCAUUUAAUGGGUUUUCUUUAGUUAAGUAGUUUGCUUCGAUAUCAGUUUUGUUUUUGGGUUUCCAGAUCUAAGUAAAAAGCUAGCUGCUGUAUAUAUUCUUUCUUUCUGUUUUUGAGUAAGAGUUAGAGCUAAAAUAGGUACGAUAAUGGAAGAGAGAAGUGAGAAUGGUGAUAAAAUAGAGGAAAUCAUGUUGCCAGGUUUUCGGUUUCAUCCCACCGACGAGGAGCUUGUUGGGUUUUACUUAAAGAGGAAGAUACAACAAAGGCCACUCUCCAUUGAACUCAUCAAGCAAUUAGAUAUCUAUAAACAUGAUCCCUGGGAUCUUCCGAAGUUGGCUAUGACGGGAGAGAAAGAAUGGUACUUCUACUGUCCGAGGGACAGGAAAUAUCGUAACAGUGCUCGGCCAAACCGUGUGACAGGAGCUGGAUUCUGGAAAGCCACAGGUACAGACCGGCCGAUCUAUGCCUCUGAGGGUUCAAAAUGUAUCGGUUUGAAGAAGUCACUUGUGUUCUAUAAAGGGAGAGCUGCAAAGGGUAUCAAAACCGACUGGAUGAUGCAUGAGUUCCGGUUGCCUUCCCUUACCGAUCAUACUGCUCCGAACAAACGUUUUCUUGAGAAAACCAUUCCUGCCAAUGACUCAUGGGCAAUCUGCAGAAUAUUCAAGAAAGCAAGCUCGACUGCACAAAGAACCCUCUCUCAUUCAUGGGUAUCUCCAAUCUUGCAAGAAACACCUUCUGACUGCAACAUCCUUACUCAACAUGGCAUUUCUAGCAAUGACUUACAACAUUCAUCCAUCACCAACUUCUCUCCUAACCAUACCGGAAGUAACAACAUGUCUCUUUACAAACCCUUUAAUAUUAACCCAACACCCCCUACACUUACAACGACCACCAACAAACACCCACAAAAUUCCAUUUCUAGCAGUGAGCACCUAAAUUAUGCAACAAGUUAUCCCUUUUUGUUCCAAGAACCUAAUUACGGUUCUAAGUCAUCAACAAUCGAUGCAUCAUCUUUGCUAGUUAACAUACCUAAUCCGAUAUUUGGAGAUUUUGAUAAACCAGAGGGUUUGGACUACAUCACUAAUGGGUUGCACCAUGACCAUCAACAAUGUUACAUAAAUGGCGGUUGCUUCUCAAUUACUACUUUACCAGUGGAAAUGGAAGAAAACUCUGUCCACGGUGUUCAAGAUCAAGAAGGAAGGGGUGGCUUGAUAAUGAUGAAGGGUGCCACUGAGAGUGUAAUCAAUACGCAUUUCGAGGACCAAUGGGGGAGAUCAUCUAGUGGAGGGUACCCUUUCAUAAGUUUGCCACUAGGUUUGCAAGAUGCAUGGAAAUCUAGUUUUCUGUGUGAUUCUUCUAGUGAGAUUUCAAGUGGUUUUUCUACUAGUAACAAGUGCUAUAUAUAACUAAUUAGUUAGUGACUAGUUGAUCAAGGGUUUGACAUAGAAUAGAAGCACUUUUUAGCUUGUUCUAUUUCUUCUUGCAGUUCAGAUUUCGAAGUUUUGUUUUAAUCAAUUAAUUACGUUCAUGUACUCUAGGAACUUUUUGAAGUUUAUCCAAUAUAUAAUAGUAGCGUUUGAUA
Lactuca virosa is the source of this 1689-nucleotide messenger RNA. Lineage: Eukaryota; Viridiplantae; Streptophyta; Magnoliopsida; Asterales; Asteraceae. The record is from the annotation of a GenBank genome assembly.